Molecule: messenger RNA, 447 nt
Organism: Symbiodinium necroappetens
Lineage: Eukaryota; Dinophyceae; Suessiales; Symbiodiniaceae
Source: the annotation of a GenBank genome assembly
GACCUCACGAUGACCCUCACGUGCCUUCAGAAGAUCUAUAGCGUCCUCAAUCAUAAGGCCCGCCUCGAGCGUGCCAAUGGAGGCAAGGUCAGUGAUAGCUUCGUUGACACGGCCCUGACCAUGGGAAAACGCGUCCUGAAGGAUGAGAAACUGGCGGCUUUGUUGCUCAAAGCGGAUGAGCAUCCCAAGGGCAGUCCGUUUGAUCACUACACGAAAAUGCAGCUUCUGAUUCAGAAGGGCAAGUCGGAAGAUGGGAUCCGUUGGGCCUUCUCGUCAGUGUGGGAUGGCUACUUGAACAAGUGGCUUGGGACCGAGUUCCUGUCUCAGCGAGCCCUGAAAGGUGACAGUUUUCCAGGAGGGACCGGAGCCUUAUUGGUUGGAACACUGGAGAUGAAGAAGAUGCUGCUAACGAGCUCCAUCGGGUUGCUAGGCUGUGUUUACUAUUAA